Paramecium sonneborni is the source of this 2963-nucleotide messenger RNA. Lineage: Eukaryota; Ciliophora; Oligohymenophorea; Peniculida; Parameciidae. The record is from the annotation of a GenBank genome assembly.
AUGAGUAAUGUUAAACUACAAUAAAAUUGGGAAAAAUUACAAAAAUUAUGUCAAUCAGGUUAAAGACCAUCAUAAAAAAGAAGUACAAGCAAAGAUUAAAGAUCAAUUCCUAAUUUAUAAUCUAGCAGAUAAUUAUAAAGAAGAGCUUCUUAGUAGGAUUUGGUUUAUAAGGUAGUUGAAUGUAGCACUUAAGAUAUUGAAAAUAAGAAUUCUAAGCAAUAAUUGGAUCAAUUAUUUAAUGGAUUGAAUGGAUUGUUGGGAUAUGAAUUAAUAAUGAAGAAAGGAAAAUUAGAUGAAUUGUUAAAGAAACUAAAAUAUUUUCUGUAUUGUGAUAUUUUAGAUUUAAAAUCUCUAUGUUCAAAACUUGGAGAUUAUAUAAUAAAUCCUAAAUUGUGUAAUAAAGUUUUGUAAAUUAAAUUAGAUAAUAUAAUUGUGGCUCCUAAUGAAGAAUAACCAUCAAAAGAAAUAUGUGAUUUAUUAAUUCAAGAAUUAUAGUUAUAAAUAAGUAAGAGGAAAUAAAUCGAGUGGAAUUAUUAAGCAUUAAAAGAGGUAUUUUUAGAUAAUGAAAAAUUAAGAGUAGAAAAUAAGAAAAACAAGAAUAAUAGGAUGAAAUAACAGGUUUGAAAUAGGCUAUUGCUUUGUUAGAACAAUAGAAUUAAACAAUUUAAUAUAAGAUAAGAAAUGAUAAUCUCUAUUAAUAAUAUGAGUAAAUAUAAUUCAUUUAUUUGAUAGAGAAUUAAAAAGAUUUAAUAAAUCUUUAAGUAAUAAAAAUGAUGAUCUCUAUUUUCAAAAUCUCUCUUUAUUAGAGAAACUCUAAUCUGUUUAUAAGUAAGUGGAUGUAUUUUAAACUGAACAAUUAUUAUUCCCUUAUUUAUUUUAGAAGGAAAAAUAUGAUGAUGCCUUAUAAUAAAUAAAAAAGAUUGUUGAUGAUAUUAUUAAUUUAGAUAUUUAGAAGCCAUAAUAAUUCAUUGAUGUGGAUUAUAAAGAAAAAGUGAUCAAUAUGACUCCAAGGCCUAAUUAUGAGCAUUUAAUAUCAAAAUAUAAUACUAAGAGCAUUAAAUAUAUACGUUAGUUACAAUCUACAAAUGAUAUUAUUUAAUAUUUAAUAUAAUAAUUAUAUUAAUGUACAUGAAUAUUAUAAAAUUUUUAGUGAAUUAAUAUGAUUGAUUAUAUUAAUAUAAAUAGAAAUAAUUGAAAGUUUAAAUAGAAUAAUUAAAUUUUUAAAAAAUAUGAAACCACGUUCAAGAGGUUAAAAUGAUAAUGGAAUGCCUAUUAGACCAAUCUAAGACAUAUAUAUAGGGAAUUAUGUAGUUGAAAAGAAAAAAUUAAUUGGUAGAGGGUAGUAUGGAAUAGUUUAUUAAUGUUAUGAUUAAAGAAAUAAAGAAUUAUUAUUAUGUGCCAAAUGUGUAGAUAAAAAAGGAGUGGAAUCUAUUUUAUUGAAAAGAGAAAUAUAGAUUUUGAAUUUACUUAAACCAUUAUAAAGAGAAAAUGAGAAUCUUGUGGAAUUAGUGGAAAUAAUAGAAGAUAGUAAAGAUUAGAAUUUAUAUAUAAUAAUGGAAAAAUGUAAUCAAGGUGAUCUUAAAUGUUAGAUGGAUGCAAAAUAGAAGAAACAAACUUGGUUUACAGUAAAUGAAGCUGUAGAAAUAAUUAAAUAAGUUGUAAAAGGAUAUGAAGCCUUAUUUAAAAAUAAAGUUAUACAUAGAGAUCUUAAACCUGCAAAUAUUCUAAUCUCGAAUGAUAUUUACAAGAUUGCAGAUUUAGGUAUGGGUCGUAUCUUAGAUGAUAUGGUUAAUUUAUAAUUGAUUACUAAAGUUGGUACACCUGCUUAUGCUGCUCCAUAAUUAUUUUUAGAACCUAAAUUUUCCUCUAAAGCAGAUGUUUAUUCUUUAGGUGUUAUAUUUUAUCAAUUAAUUUAUAAUGAUUUACCAAUCAAUGCUAAUUCUUAAGCUUAAUUAAUAGAAAAUUUAAGAAAUUUAUAAACUAAUCCAAUUUAGUGUCCUAAUGAUUCGGCACUUAGAGAAAAUGUUCCUUUAAAUAUUAGAACAUUGAUUGAAUAAAUGCUUUAAUUUGAAGAAUCAGAUAGAACUUCUUGGAUGCAAUUAUUUUCUUGUCCUAUCUUUUCUUUGAACAUCUCAUAACCUAAAAGAUCUAAUCCUAAAAAAAAUACCUUAAUUAAUUAAAAUCUAUCUUUUUAUCAAGAAUUUUAUAGGGUUGAAACAAAACCAGGAUAAUCGAAAAAUGAUAAAAUCUUACAUUUAAUUUAAAUUCUUAUUACUAAAAGUGAUCUAGCAGCUAAAACUUAUAAAUUAUUAUAAGACUCAAAGUAUUUCAAUAUUUUAUUCUAGAUUUGAAAAAACAUAAAACUAAAUUAAAUUUGAUAAUGAUUAAACAGCUGCCUUUUUAGUUUGUCUCUCUGGAUAUAGAUAUAAAACUAUUCUUAAUGCUUUUGGAUUAUUAAUUAAUUAACCAUCCUCCAUUCUUCCUGAAUUUAAAAAUAGGUUUUCAUAAAUUGAUCUCUAAGAAUUCUCGUAAUUAUAAACAGAAACCAAUAAAUUUUUAAAAGAAUACAUCAAUAAAAUAUUAAAUUUAACUAUUCUACAAUUUAGAGUAUUAAAAUUUAACUAAAAUAGGAAGAUGAAUGUGUAUUUUUAAGAAAUUCAAAAAGAUAAGAUAAUUAAGAAUUCAAAUCUUUGAAAACCAUAUUAAAUGAUGAAGAUAAUACUGAUUUCACUAUAUUUUCAAAGUUAUUUAGAAAAAUCUACAUGGGAGCUAUCCAAUAUAUAAAUUGGAAUAAAAAGGAUCCUAAAAAUAAAGAGUAAAAUAUAUUAUUAUAAUAUAUAGAUUAAUUACUUACUUUGACAAAAUGGGAGACAUGGAUUUAUAAUUUGAUAUAGAUAAAUUGUACAAUAUUAAACCAUGCGAGAUUCUAAUCAAAUCAUAAAAAAUAUUAAACUGAAUAGAUA